AUGACAGGAGCUGAAGUGAAGCAGAGGAUGGUUAACGGCAGCAAGGGAGAGAAGAAGAAAGAAGUAGAAGAAGAAAAGAAACAGAAGUACUGGGAGCCUUUAACAGAUGGAGUUAAAUGGAUUGAGAAGUAUGGUGAAAAUCUGGAGAACUUCUUCGAAAGACUGCCAGAAUUCAUCUCGACAUUCAUAGCGACGCUCGCUAUAUUCACGUUCGGGGCCACGCUGAGAGGAGAAUGGGUGGUGAUCCUGGUGACGGCGCUGAAGCAGCUGACUGGUCAGACACAGAACAAUACAAAUGCUACAGCCAUCCUAGAGUUGUUCUCCUCGAGAAACCUGAAGAUGGAGAACUUCACCAUGUUCUUCUUUGGAGCCCACAUCGUGUCGUUGACUACUUACUUCUUCAUUGGAGGUUUCUUGCAUUGGUACUUCUACAUGAAUAGAAGACACCGUGCCAAGGAAUGGAAGAUCCAACCUGACAAGUGGCUUUCCCCUGAGCUUGAACGUCACGAGAUUAUGGUUGGCACCAUAUCACUCCUAAUUGUCGGUAGUUUCUCUGCUUUCCUUGCCUGUUACAUCUACAACGGCAACCCUUCUUCCGUCUACUUCCAAUUCGAUGAGUACGGCUGGUUGUGGUUCUUCUUGCAGUUCCCUGUCAUCUUCUUGUAUGCUGACUACACGACGUACAUUCUCCAUCGUUUGUACCAUACUCCAUGGCUGUACAAGCACUUCCACAAGCUUCACCACAAGUACAAGCAGCCGACUGCUUUCUCUGUUACUGCCAUCCAUCCCGUCGAGAUCCUGCACGUUCAGCUCACCAGCUGUCUACCAUUAUUUGCCAUCCCUGUACACUGGCUGUCAUUCUACUCGGUCGCUAUAUACGUGUAUUACCACGGCAUCAUCGACCACUCUGGUAUCAACUUCAAGGCUCAGUGGUGGCAGCCGUGGCAGCCUGACGCUGAGUUCCACGACCAGCACCACGAGUUCUUCCAUUGCAACUUCGGGUUCAACAUGUCUUUGUGGGAUAGGUUGCACGGUACCAUGAGGAGGCAGAACCGUGCGUACACUGAAGAUACGUACCACGGUGAGGCUCCAACUAUCGACAGUCCCGAAGGUAAAGCCAUCUUGGCAACAAACCCUGACCUUAUUGACAGCAAGGUCCUACUUGAGGAGAUCCCUGAAGUAAUUCAGAAUAUCAAGACAUCUAAGACUGAAGUUGAUACUAAUAAGACUAAGUAA
Spodoptera littoralis (African cotton leafworm) is the source of this 1236-nucleotide messenger RNA. The record is from the annotation of a GenBank genome assembly. NCBI's taxonomy places the organism in Eukaryota, Metazoa, Arthropoda, Insecta, Lepidoptera, Noctuidae.